UCGCUGGCGGGGGAGCCGGACGAUGAGGCGAGGGCGCGGAGAGCUGCGGAUGCUGCCCGCCGCCGGCCUGCUGCUGGCGGCCGAGCUGUGCGCCGGGGCGGCGCCGACUGAGCCCCCCGCCGCCUUCAACCUCAGCUGCGGGGGGCCGCACGGCUGCGAGCCGGGCGUCAUCCUGCCGGUGUGGCAGCCGCCCGAGCCCUCGGCGGGCGACAAGGUGGCGAGGGCCAUCGUCUACUUCGUGGCCAUGGUCUACCUCUUCCUGGGCAUGUCCAUCAUCGCCGACCGCUUCAUGGCCUCCAUCGAGGUGAUCACCUCGCAGGAGCGGGAGGUGACCGUCAAGCGGCCCAACGGGGAGACCUUCACCACCAUGGUGCGGGUGUGGAACGAGACGGUGUCCAACCUGACGCUGAUGGCGCUGGGCUCCUCGGCGCCGGAGAUCCUCCUCAGCGUGAUCGAGGUGUGCGGCCACAACUUCGAGGCGGGCGAGCUGGGCCCCGCCACCAUCGUGGGCAGCGCGGCCUUCAACAUGUUCGUCAUCAUCGCCGUGUGCGUGGCGGUGGUGCCCGGCGGCGAGCGGCGCCGCAUCAAGCACCCGCGGGGUCUUUUCGUCACCGCCUCCUGGAGCAUCUUCGCCUACGUCUGGCUCUACCUCAUCCUGGCCGUGUGGUCGCCGGCCGUGGUGGAGGUGUGGGAGGCGGCGCUCACCUUCGCCUUCUUCCCCUGCUGCGUGCUGCUGGCCUGGGUGGCCGACCGCCGGCUGCUCGUCUACAAGUACCUGCACAAGCGCUACCGCGCCGACAAGGGCGGCGGCGGCAUCGGCAUCGUGGUGGCGGGGGAGGCGCCCAAGCAGGGCGUGGAGAUGGACGCGACCUCGGAGCGGGGUCUCCCCGAGGAGGAGGAGGAGGAGGCCGAGGAGGAGGAGGAGGAGGCCCGCAGGGCGAUGGCCCGCAUCCUGAAGGAGCUGAGGCAGCGGCACCCCGACAGGGAGCCCGAGCAGCUGAUGGAGAUGGCCAGCUACCAGGCGCUGCUGCAGCAGCAGAAGAGCCGCGCCUUCUACCGCAUCCACGCCACCCGCCGCAUGACGGGCGAGGGCAACAUCCUCAAGCGCCACGCGGCCGAGCAGACGCGCCGCUUCCUCAGCCAGCAGGCCGGCGGCGGCGGCGGCGGCGGCCCGGGCGACGCCGAGGGGACGGCCCGGGCCGCCACCUGCGUCUACUUCGAGCCGGCGCACUACCAGUGCUUCGAGGACUGCGGCUGGAUGCACCUGACGGUGGUGAGGGAGGGCGGCCCGGCCGACUGCCCGCUGGCCGUCGACUACCGCACCGAGGACGGCACGGCCAACGCCGGCUCCGACUACGAGGCGGCCGAGGGGACGCUGCGCUUCGGGCCGGGCGAGAGGCGCCAGUUGCUGCCCGUCCGCAUCAUCGACGACGACAUCUUCGAGCAGGACGAGUACUUCAGGGUGCGGCUGAGCAACCCGAGGCUGGAGGGCGGCCCGGAGCCGGAGCGGGAGCGGGGCCCGGUCAGCCUGGGGGCCCACAGCCUGGCCACCGUCACCAUCUUCGACGACGACCACGCCGGCCUGUUCGCCUUCGAGCGGCCCCACGGCCGGGUGAGCGAGAGCGUGGGCACCAUGACGGCCAGGGUGCUGCGCACCUCGGGCUCCCGCGGCGUCGUCCUCCUGCCCUACAGGACGGUGGAGGGAACGGCCAAGGCGGGCGACGACUUCGUCAGCGGCAGCGGGCAGCUGGUCUUCCAGAACAACGAGACGGUGUAA
Pristis pectinata (smalltooth sawfish) is the source of this 1777-nucleotide messenger RNA. RefSeq names its product sodium/calcium exchanger 1-like. Gene Ontology annotation, cellular component: postsynapse; axon; sarcolemma. The record is from RefSeq and is a predicted model, not a curated record. Gene Ontology annotation, biological process: sodium ion transmembrane transport; cell communication; calcium ion import across plasma membrane. Lineage: Eukaryota; Metazoa; Chordata; Chondrichthyes; Rhinopristiformes; Pristidae. Gene Ontology annotation, molecular function: calcium:sodium antiporter activity.